GAGAGACAAGAUAUAUCCUUGAUUCACAAAAGUUUGGUGUAGGAUAGAUCGCAUGAUUUUGUCCGGUAGCAUGUUGCCAUCUCGCGCUUUCGCUCUCUAGUCAACUGCGACUUGGAGAUUGGUAAUCUUGGGCACAUCAACGUGUAUUCCAUCGCAUAUGUGGUGAUAUUCAACCACUAGUAAUUAUCUUUCACGUUGCUGGCCGAACUAUUUAAAAGCCUUGCAAUUCCUCGAUUGCAGGUAGAUUAUAAUUCAAAUCAUCUUUCUUGAACGGAUUGAAAACUCGGGGUUCUCAUUGUACACUGCAAACUAGUUUCAAUAACUGCAACAUUUCCCAAUUUGAUACCUUUUAUUUUACCGAAAUCAUCACAACAAGAUGUCAAGCUUCGUCGCCGUUGCAGGUGCAGCAGGUGAUCUUGGCGCUCGAAUUGCCAUUGAUCUACGCAGGAGAAAUGUAGCCGUUAAAGCUCUUGUACGUCCCGGCACCGCAGCAUCCCGCACCCAAAAAUUACGAGAUGCUGGCGUCAGUAUAGUAGAAGUCGACAUGAGCGAUGUUCCAUCUAUCUUGAAAGCCGUCACAGGUGCCACAACAGUUGUCUCAGCGCUUCAGGGUCUCAGAGAUGUUAUGCUAGGUGUUCAGGGAAGGCUCCUCGAAGCUUCUGUUGCUGCGAAUGUACAGCGAUUUAUUCCGUCUGAUUUCUCUUUGGAUUUUACAAAGACCACGCCGGGAUCCAAUAGAAAUCUGGAUCUUCGUCGUGAAUUCCACUCCAAACUUGAUGCAUCGGGAAUUCGUUGGACGAGUGUGUUGAACGGUGGCUUUAUGGAACUUCUCAUUGGUGGUCAGAUGCCGGUCAUCAACGAUAAAUGGCACCGAAUUCUCUACUUCGGCAACGUGGAUCAGAAACAAGAUUACACGACGAUUCCAGACGUAGCUGCUUAUACAGCUGCUGUAGCUGCGGAUCCAAAUCCAACACCAAAGUUCUUACGUAUUGCGGGUAGCUCGUUCAAUGCGAAGGAGUUAGCUGCCAUCGUGACUAAGGUUCGUGGUGAGCAGUAUAAGCCGAUGUGGACAGGAAGCGUUGGAUUCCUUCGGGGGAUCAUUUCGGUCCUAAAGUUCGUGAUCGGUGGAGAGGAGACGAAGAUAAUGCCCCCUUGGCAGGGAAUGCAGUAUAUGGAAAACAUACUCUCUGGAAAGGGAAAAUUGGAUCCUCUUGAUAAUGAUAGAUAUCCGGAUUUGAAGUGGACGACGGUUGAGAAAGCUUUAGCAGCGGCGGAUGCGGAGAAAAAGAAGAACAAGAAGUCGCAAUGAAACAAGGUGGAAUGAGUGGAGGGCGGGGGGUUUUUUUUAAAUGUAUUUGUAGGCUCUGGUAUCGGGAUUUGUUUGUAGCUUGUGACAUCGAUGGAGUAGUUCUUCUUGUUUAGUAAUAUAAUCUGAGUUUACAACUGUAUUUCUUGAUCA
Botrytis cinerea B05.10 is the source of this 1459-nucleotide messenger RNA. RefSeq lists its product as hypothetical. NCBI's taxonomy places the organism in Eukaryota, Fungi, Ascomycota, Leotiomycetes, Helotiales, Sclerotiniaceae. Bases 377 to 1309 code for a protein of 310 amino acids. The transcript has a single exon. The record is from RefSeq and is a predicted model, not a curated record.